Messenger RNA from Daucus carota subsp. sativus, 1531 nucleotides. RefSeq lists its product as uncharacterized. Gene Ontology annotation, cellular component: membrane. The record is from RefSeq and is a predicted model, not a curated record. The transcript is spliced from 8 exons. The coding region runs from base 366 to 1229 and encodes 287 amino acids. Gene Ontology annotation, molecular function: zinc ion binding; ubiquitin-protein transferase activity. Gene Ontology annotation, biological process: protein ubiquitination. Lineage: Eukaryota; Viridiplantae; Streptophyta; Magnoliopsida; Apiales; Apiaceae.
UUCAUCGAUUAUAAAUUUAAUCUCCCUUCUUGUUUCUUGUUUUAUCCUCUUUCUUUAUUUGGGUGUAAUUAUUUCUUUUUUAUUUGUUCUGGGUUCAAGCAUUCUGAGAAAAAGAUCAUAGCUUUGCUGUGCAUUUGAUUUGUAGAGCUUAUCUCAGGCUUUUCUUUGUUUGGGUACUUGCAUUUCGAGAAAAAGAUUGUAUCUUUGUUGUGUUUGUGAUUAAUAGAGCUGUGUCUCAGGCUUUUUUUUGUUUGGGAACUUGCAUUUAGAGAAAUUUAGAGAAAAAGAUUGUAUCUUUGCUGUGUUUGUGAUUCAGAGGGCUUUCUCAGGGCUAUCUCAGGCUCCCUAAUUGUACAAAUAAAUAAAUGGGUGAUCAUUUGGUUCUUGAUGUGGACCGGCUUGUGAAGCCUGAGAUAUAUUCUGGGUUAGAUGAAAGGCGAUCUCUGCCGCCUGAGAUCUUGGCGGUGGCUAAAUCAUCCAAUGCCUCAUCGUCUACGGUGGGGGCAUUGGAUGGGAGAAUGGACGGGGCUUAUGAUGAAGAAGCGCCCCUUAUAACCAUUGCUGAGUGCCGUAUUUGCCAGGAUGAGGAUGAUAUUAGCAAUUUAGAAUCACCUUGUGCUUGCAGCGGCAGUCUCAAGUAUGCUCACAGAAAGUGUGUUCAACACUGGUGCAAUGAAAAAGGAGACAUCAACUGUGAAAUCUGCCAUCAGUCUUACCAGCCCGACUACACUGCUCCCCCUCGACCACGGCUUGAGGAGGCGACUAUAGAUAUUGGGGGAGGAUGGCAUAUUUCUGGAACACCCUUGGACCUGCACGAUCCUCGCAUUUUGGCAAUCACAGAAGCAGAGCGUCAAAUUUUGGAGGCCGAGUAUGAUGAAUAUACUUCAACAAAUGCCAGUGGAGCUUCGUUUUUCCGCUCUGCUGCUCUAAUUUUGAUGGCUCUUUUGCUAUUAAGGCAUGCAGUGACUGUGACUGAUGCAGAUGAAGACGGCGAUCCCUCUAAUUUCUUCACUUUAUUCUUACUGCGAGCUACUGGAUUUCUGUUGCCAUGCUACAUCAUGGCCUGGGCCAUCAGUAUCUUGCAACGUCGAAGACAGAGACAGGAGGCUGCAGCACUGGCAGCAACACACUUUGCCUUUGUACUACAAUCAAGAACCCCCAGGGGUCUACAUAUUACGCUGGCUUCAGCACCCACUGUCACCACACAGCAGCAAGCACGACACACCUAAUGUGCAAUAAACUUGUGCAGUAGCUCUGCCCAGAUGGUUGCAGAGCCUUUUUCGUAGAAAUGCAACUGUUAUAUAUUAAAGGAUAUAUAUUUUUCCAGUUUCUGUCUAUACUCUCUAUAAAAUAUGAUGGCACCUGCGGAGCAUUCGUUGCAUGGUGGAAGAUGUUGAUUCAAGAUUUCUCUUUUUUCUCAAUUCCUUUAUGGUUUUUGUAAGUUUUCGAGAUCAAUCAUAUGUACCUGUAUUUUGUAUGUUUUCCAUUUGUUAUGCUUGCUUCAUAACUAAAAUUUCUCUUUCUUUCUUCA